Molecule: messenger RNA, 685 nt
Organism: Salvia miltiorrhiza (redroot sage)
Lineage: Eukaryota; Viridiplantae; Streptophyta; Magnoliopsida; Lamiales; Lamiaceae
Exons: 2
Coding region: 139-537 (132 amino acids)
Biological process (GO): nucleoside triphosphate catabolic process
Molecular function (GO): nucleoside triphosphate diphosphatase activity
Source: RefSeq, a predicted model, not a curated record
GACAGUAAUCUCAGUGGGUCCCUAAAGACUUUCCAGUCCUCCCUCUUCAAAUCGUCAUUUUCUUUUCGGCUUUCGCACUCACCACACUCAUCAUUUUUCUUUGUGAUUUCUGAAAAAAAAAAAGAGCAUAAAAAGCAAAUGACAGAAUCGAAAAAGUGUGAUGGUGAAAUGAGCGUAACGCUCGAUCUUCUCAAGAAGAAAAUGGAUGAUUUUGCAAAAGAAAGAGACUGGGAACAGUACCACAGCCCCAGAAAUCUUCUUCUCGCUCUGGUGGGGGAAGUGGGUGAGCUGUCGGAAAUAUUUCAAUGGAAAGGGGAGGUUGAAAAAGGGCUUCCCGGUUGGAAAGAGGAAGAGAGAACUCAUGUCGGAGAAGAAUUAUCCGACGUCUUGCUUUACCUCGUACGGCUGUCGGAUAUGUGCGGGAUCGAUCUCGGUAAAGCUGCGCUGCGCAAAAUUGAGCUCAAUGCGCUCAAAUAUCCGGCGCCUCUCCGCAAGGGCUCUUCAGACAAGAACAAUGACGAUGGCAAUGCUACUUAACUCUCAAUAAUGGACUGGAUUCUACGGGUUCUUCAACUCUUUUGGUUGCUAAUUUUGAAAAAGAUAAAUGUGGUUUGAGAUUUUUUUUUUUUUGUGUUUGUUUGGUGGAUGAACUUAUUUAACCAUUAAUGUUUAUUUUGUUCUUCAA